This is a messenger RNA of Clupea harengus (Atlantic herring), 1066 nucleotides long. RefSeq names its product olfactory receptor 2AT4-like. Gene Ontology annotation, biological process: G protein-coupled receptor signaling pathway. Gene Ontology annotation, cellular component: membrane. NCBI's taxonomy places the organism in Eukaryota, Metazoa, Chordata, Actinopteri, Clupeiformes, Clupeidae. Gene Ontology annotation, molecular function: olfactory receptor activity; G protein-coupled receptor activity. The record is from RefSeq and is a predicted model, not a curated record.
AUGUGGGAGGGAAACAACGAAACAGGAUUCAGAAUAAAAGAGUUUAUUCUGGUCGGCUUUCCUGGACUCCAUCCUGAUUAUUAUGGCCUGGUGGCAUUCAUACUCUGUCUUGUGUACGUCACCACAGUUGUGGGGAACUCUGUUCUAGUGGUAACAUUUGUGCACGAGCCCAGCCUCCAUAAACCUAUGUACAUUAUCAUGUUGAGUUUGGCUCUGUCUGACAUAGGGUUCAGCACUGUCGCUUUGCCUAAGAUAAUUUCACGGUACUGGUUUGAUGACAAAUUUCUAUCCUUCAAUGUGUGCUUCUCACAAAUGGUCUUGAUUCACACCUUUGGGACUCUGAACUGUUACAUCAUGGGGAUUAUGGCUUUGGAUCGUUACAUAGCCAUAUGUUUUCCUCUUAGAUAUCCUGUGGUUAUGCAAAAUCGCACCAUGAUAAUCCUCAAUAGUGUUGCCUGGGUUUUCUCCUUUGUUACUCCUGCUAUCAGCUCUGCGCAUGACUACAGGCUUCCAUAUUGUGGGCCAAAUCAAAUCUUUCAGUGUUAUUGUGAUCAUUUUUCCAUUGUUUCACAGGCAUGUGCUGACCACAGUUAUAAUACACUGAUUGCCUUCAUAUUAGCCAUGCUGGUGCUUCUGAUACCCCUGGUUUUCAUAAUCUACUCCUACAUUCACAUCAUUUUUAGCGUAGCGAGAAUAGCCAGUUCACAGGGCCGGUGGAAAACCUUCUCCACCUGCAGCACUCAGUUGUGUAUCAUCGUUCUUUACUUUCUGCCGCGCUGCAUUGUCUAUAUUUUCAAUGUGGCUGGUCUUUAUAUCAACAUAGACUUCCGCAUCACACUUAUCCUUUUCUACAGUCUGUUUCCCCCCCUUGUCAACCCCUUCAUUUACUGCUUUAGAACAAAAGAGAUCAAACAGGCACUGGCUCGCUGGUUCAGUGUAAUAAAGCUCAACAAGAAGUCCUCCAUUGCUGCUAUUGUCAAAUGACAGUCCCCAUAGACUCUGAAUAUGUAGUGGGAGAGACUCAUUAAAAGCACAACAAGUUAUGGUGUAUAGUGAAAUUAUGGGG